Cordyceps militaris CM01 is the source of this 990-nucleotide messenger RNA. Its product is annotated as Methyltransferase type 11. NCBI's taxonomy places the organism in Eukaryota, Fungi, Ascomycota, Sordariomycetes, Hypocreales, Cordycipitaceae. The record is from RefSeq and is a predicted model, not a curated record. The transcript is spliced from 2 exons. Gene Ontology annotation, molecular function: S-adenosylmethionine-dependent methyltransferase activity. The coding region runs from base 1 to 990 and encodes 329 amino acids.
AUGAGCCUCACCAAUGACUUGAAGGACCCAUCCCGUUCGGAACAGCCCCUCGACGGCGCCGGCUUUGAGGCCGAAGAUCGCAAGUACCCCUUUACAAUCUCGUCGUGGGACGACUACCACAACUACCGGCCAACGCUGCCGCCGUCCAUGUUUGCGGCGUGGAUGAAGUAUCACGAAUCGCAUGGCGGCAAGCCCGACGUCGCUCAUGACAUUGGCGCCGGCUCCGGCACCGGCGCCGCCUUUCUAUCCCAAGUCUUUGCCCACACGUACGUGUCCGAUCCCGGCGCGGCCAACAUUGCCAUUGCGCGCACGCGACUACAGCCCGCCUCCGGAUUCACGUUCCGCCAGGUGCCCGCCGAGGUGCAGUGGCCCGGACCGGCUACCGUCGACAUGGCCGUCCUCUGCAACGUGCUGCACUGGACCGACGCGCCUGUUGUCAUGGCCAACCUGGCCGCGACUCUCCGGCCUGGCGGCAGCUUUGCGUGCUGCAUGCAGGCCUUUCGCGUCUACUUUCCGCAGAGCCACAGGCUGGACGCGCUGUGGCUGGACGUGACGGAGACGGUCAUGAGCAAGCUGCACAGGGAGGGCGCGCUGAGCGACGCCAUCCGCGCCGGCAUUCGCAACAGCUACGCCGGGUACGAAGGCGUCGACGUGCCCGAGGAGUAUUUUGAGAAUGUGCGCCGCUGGCAUGUAAAUGUGCGCGUUGGAGAUGCUACGCCGUACCGGUUUACCAAGGUGGGCGAGUUUGAGGAGAAUCCGCGCCGGGUUAGGGACGGCGAGACGGAGGAGGUGGUGCACGACCCGGGCUGGCGGCGGCAGGUGGAUGCCGACUGGCUGCGUGGCUUCUUGCGCACGACGACGCUGCCCCUGGGGGAUGACAUUUGGGCUCUGCCGACGUGGACUGAGCUGGAAAGGGUGAUUAAUGACGAGUUUGGCGGCCAAGUGACGGCAGAGUGGCCGGUGUAUAUGCUUCUUGCUACGCGAAAGUGA